UUCACAACACGUUUGAUUGUCGUUUUAUGCUUUGAAUAUUCGUUUGGCAGGAUGGAGACUAUUUUGGAACAACAAAGGAGGCUUCAUGAAGAACGAGAGAGAUUGAUGGAUGGAAUAGUGAAGGAAACUUUGCACAAGAGAGGCUCGGCACGAGACCAAAUUAAUUCAGAUCAAAGAGCAAGGAUGCUCCUGGAUAGAUCAAUGGACUGUGCAUCAAUGCUACGAGAUCUCUAUGAAGACAGUGAUGGACUUAGAAAAGAAGAAAUCCAUGCAUUGUCUGGACCCAAUGAAUUUCAGGAGUUUUAUAGCAGGCUAAAGAUUAUCAAAGAAUUUCACAGAAAACAUCCAAAUGAGAUCAGUGUACCAAUGUCUGUGGAAUUUGAGGAAUUGGCAAAAGCCAGAGAGAAUCCAUCUGAGGAAAUGAACAACAUGGUUGACUUCAGCGAUGAAGAAGGCUAUGGCAAAUAUCUAGAUCUUCAUGAAUGCUACGAUAAAUGUGUCAAUCUAAAAGGAGCAGAAAGAAUUGAUUAUAUAACCUACCUGCAAUCGUUUGAUCGUUUGUUCGAGAUUCCGAAAGACCGAAAGUUGAAUGCUGACUAUAGAAGGUACUUGGAGACAUUAUUGGAAUAUUUACAAGACUACACCAACCGAGUGAAACCAUUGCUUGAUCUAUCAGAGGAAGUGGAGACACUCGAACAAGAAUUCAUAAAACAAUGGGAUGCCGGGAUAUUUCCUGGCUGGCCUAAAGAGACUACAAGUGCAUUGACACAUGCUGGUGCUCACUUGGAUCUGUCUGCAUUUUCAUCUCCUGAGGAGUUGGCAUCACUUGGAUUGGACAGAUUGAAGUCUGCCCUCAUGGCACUGGGCUUGAAAUGUGGCGGCACACUUGAGGAAAGGGCACAGAGACUGUUUGCAACAAAAGGAAAGUCUUUGGAUGAGCUGGACCAAACCAUGUUUGCUAAGAGUAAACCAGGAAAGGCUGGUAGAAACAAAGACAAUUCUGAAAAACAGAAAGAUAUUGCGUUUCUUGAAUCGCAAGUUUAUAGGCUGACAGAAAUUCUUGGGGAACAACGGUUGUCAACGGUCGAAAAUGUGCAGCGCAAGCAAGCGAGAACAGACACAGAGCGUGAAGAGGAGGAAGAGGAGGCGUUUAGCGACACUGACAGUGAAGACGAAGAAGAAGAUGCCAUCUAUAAUCCUAAAAAUCUACCCCUGGGUUGGGAUGGUAAACCUAUACCAUACUGGUUAUAUAAACUACAUGGCUUGAACAUCAGUUAUAACUGUGAAAUAUGCGGUAACCAUGUCUAUAGAGGGCCUAAAGCAUUUCAAAGACAUUUUGCUGAAUGGAGACAUGCUCAUGGUAUGCGAUGUCUUGGCAUUCCCAACACUGCACAUUUUGCCAAUGUUACUCUCAUAGAAGAUGCUGUAGCAUUGUGGCAGAAACUGAAGACUAAUAAGCAUACAGAAAGAUGGCAGCCAGACACUGAGGAGGAAUAUGAAGAUUCCAGUGGAAAUGUUGUUAAUAAGAAAACCUAUGAAGAUUUGAAACGUCAAGGACUUUUGUAGUAUAUUUGAAAAAGAAAAAAAAUUAUUCUGUUGAAUAUUUAACCACUGAUAAAUGUGUUGUUUUAGACAGAAAUCUAGUAUGUAUUCCGGUUUUAUCCCAAAUACAAUUGGUGACUGCUGUGCCUAAAUUUUCAAACAUUGCCAAGUUCCACAGCUUGUUUUUUUUGGGAGGGGGGAGGGGUUCUGACAAAAUAUGAAAAUAUUUACGAAAAAAGUCAAAAAGAAAAUGCACGUUAUUUCAUAUCUUGUGAAUCAUUACAUUUAGGACUAUGAAACUAUUGCUUGUCUACAAAAUGUAUUGGAGAAUACAACUAAAAGUGACCAUGUUCUGUUCGUUAUCAUUUCUACUGAGUUCAGCAGAGCUCAAUUUAGGUAACACAGAUGUGAUUUUUUACCAUAAAAAUUCUUAUAUUUUAACUAACUGAUUUUUAGUCAACAAAAUGAAGUUUUAAAAUUGGAGACAACUCGGGUUAUUUGAAUUUGACAGUCAAUUCUUUGAUUUUAGAUCAAUAAUUCAAAUGUAUUUCAAUGAAAUUUUGGUCAUACCGGUAUGUUGGCAAACAAUACGUGAUAAGCAUUCAGGAUACACGUCUUUUCAAGAUUUUUGUGAUUUCAUCUGUAUAUAUUCUUGGAAACACUGGUCAUCUUACAUAUCUAUAUACCAAUUUUGCUUUGGCAUAAAAUAGGAAAAAUCGAGUACUCUAAAAUGUUUGGUUAGGAAAGUACACAAGAUGUUUCUAUUUUUUCAGUGUUUCUAAAUUGUUCAUUUCACAUGGGGCAGUCAGUCAAAAUGCAGCCAAUGCACACUCACCUUCUGUAAUGGUCGUAAGAUAUCAAUAAACUUAAUCGGAAUUUUAUAAAAA
Messenger RNA from Saccoglossus kowalevskii, 2429 nucleotides. RefSeq names its product splicing factor 3A subunit 3. Lineage: Eukaryota; Metazoa; Hemichordata; Enteropneusta; Harrimaniidae. Gene Ontology annotation, biological process: mRNA splicing, via spliceosome. The record is from RefSeq and is a predicted model, not a curated record. Gene Ontology annotation, cellular component: nucleus; spliceosomal complex. Gene Ontology annotation, molecular function: zinc ion binding; RNA binding.